AUGCCAAAGGAUAACGAUUCUGCUGGAAAAAAUCUGCAAGAUCAUGCAGAUUCUUCAAAGGAUGAUGCUAAAGAUAGCGUCGAUGCUUCAAGGAAUGGCGCGCAAAGUAGCGUCACUGCUGGUUCAUCUGUUCAAUUGACAUUGCCAACUAGUGUGGAGAAGUUUCAGCCUCAAUCCGGAAAAUGGAAAAGAUGGGUAAAGCGUCUGGAGACGACGUUUGAGCUGUUUCAAGUUCAGGAUGAGGUGACAAGGACAAGAAUGUUAUUACACUACAUGGGGGCAGAGGCAUAUGACAAACUCAGCGACCGAGUGGCCCCAAAAGAACCCGAGGAUUUGAGGUACAAUGAGAUAGUUCAGGAGUUGACGGUGUGCUAUGACCCAGCACCGUUGGAGAUUGUGGAAAUUUACAAUUUUCACACUUCGAGGCAGGAAGAGAAUGAAACAAUUGAUGAGUUCUUGUCCAGGUUGAGGAAAUUGUCUGCUAAUUGUGGUUUUGCUUGCUCUGUCUGCGACAAUUUGAACAAGACCCUGAGGAAUCAAUUUGUCACAGGCCUGAAGAAUCAGACAAUGAGGAACAGGAUCAUGGAAAAGAGGAAUUUGACCCUGGAUUUGGCUAUUGAUAUUGCAAAGGCUAUGGAGGCAUCAGAAAAAGGUGGACAAAUCAUUACAAAGGGCAACAAUGAGUCUCAGGAGGUUCACAAAGUUGAGGAAAAGAUCAACACGCUACAGCAGCGGGAGAACAAUCAUCCAAAGGAGACUAAGCAGCCAUUAGACAAUCGAGCCACUGGAGCUGUGCCGAAGAAACCAUUGAAGUGCUUCCGAUGCGGAUACACAACUCAUCUGGCUGACCGAUGCGUACAUAUCAACACGAAAUGUAACUUGUGUUCUAAGAUUGGGCAUGUCCAGAGGGUUUGUCAGAGUAGGAAUGUCAAGGAUGGUAAGGAAGCUUUAAAUACAAUAGAAAAUAUCAUGUAUGUUGAAGAAGGUUUGAUUAGGAAAGUUUGUCUUGAUGUACAAGUGGAGAAGAAAUGGCUCACAUUUGAGGUUGACAGCGGAUCACCCAUUUCAGUGAUCAGCUUACUAGAUAGGGACAGAUUUUUCCCUGACCUGCAAAUUUUGCCUACCAAGAGAAAAUUUGCAGGGUACAAUAACGUAAAAAUUGAUAUAAUUGGAUUUGUUGAAGUAUCAGUGCAGGUCGAGGGUCGUUUGCUUCGAGGAGCGAAUCUUUACAUCGCAGAUGUUCCUUCUAAACAGCCGUUGAUGGGAAGGGAUUGGAUCAGUAAAUUUAAUUGGCUCGAUUGGAACAAAGUCAUAAAAGAAAAUUCAGAAGGCUGCAAAGAACAGAUCAAUGAAAUUUCGUGUGUUAAAAAUUACGUGAGUAGUUUGAAGACUGAGUUUAAAGAACUUUUCGCGGAGACAAUGGGAAAAAUUACGGAUUUCCAGGCUGAAUUAAAAUUGAAAGAGGGUGCACAACCCAAAUUCUUGAAGGCUAGGCCGGCACCUUUUGCUAAAAGAGAAGCAAUUGAGAGGGAGAUUGACGAAAAAGUUAAAGAAGGGGUUUGGGUAAAGGUAAAUCAGAGUCAAUGGGCGACUCCUGUGGUUGCUAUUCCGAAAACUUCCGGCCGUGUACGUUUGUGUGGGGAUUAUAGUGUUACUAUCAAUCCUGAGUUAAUUGUGGAUAAGCAUCCGUUGCCAACCACAGAAGAAUUAUUUGCUGACAUGGCUGGGGGGGAAAAAUUCUCGAAAUUAGAUUUAUCACAAGCGUAUCUUCAAAUGGAAGUGAGGCAAGAGGAUCGCGAACUUUUGACUUUGAAUACCCAUAAAGGUCUCUAUCAGCCAACAAGAAUGAUGUAUGGGGUAGCUUCAGCCGUGGCGAUUUGGCAAAGAAUGAUGGAAAACGAAUUAAGGGAUAUACCGGGAGUGAAGGUAUUUCUUGACGAUAUUCGAGUAACGGGGCCAAAUGAUGAAACUCACUAUCAAAGAUUGAGGGAAGUUUUGCGACGGUUUAAUGCCAGGAACAUGCGAAUUAAUUUCGAAAAGUGUGAGUUUUUCGCGAAUGAGAUUGAAUAUUGUGGGUAUGUCAUUGACAAAAAUGGGAUACACAAAGACAGGAAGAAGGUCGAUGCCUUGAUUAAGAUGCCAACUCCUAAGACUAAAGAUGAUCGCGCUGAUAUUCAAAGAAGUGAUUCUAUGGAAUCAUUAGCAUCAUCCGAUUCAUUCCAUGACGCGGUUAGUGAGGAAGGAAGUAUCUGCGGAGAAGGUGAGCUUCAUCUUGAUACAGCGGCGAAUUCCGGACCGGCUGAACCUGAAACAAAUGGCCUUAGACGAUCUAAAAGAGAGAUCAAACCACCGAUUCGCCUCAACCUUUAG
Molecule: messenger RNA, 2370 nt
Organism: Phlebotomus papatasi
Lineage: Eukaryota; Metazoa; Arthropoda; Insecta; Diptera; Psychodidae
Exons: 2
Coding region: 1-2370 (789 amino acids)
Molecular function (GO): zinc ion binding; nucleic acid binding
Source: RefSeq, a predicted model, not a curated record